Molecule: messenger RNA, 5343 nt
Organism: Micropterus salmoides (largemouth bass)
Lineage: Eukaryota; Metazoa; Chordata; Actinopteri; Centrarchiformes; Centrarchidae
Gene: kcnq2b
Product: potassium voltage-gated channel subfamily KQT member 2
Exons: 19
Coding region: 363-3089 (908 amino acids)
Biological process (GO): transmembrane transport; potassium ion transport
Cellular component (GO): membrane
Molecular function (GO): voltage-gated potassium channel activity
Source: RefSeq, a predicted model, not a curated record
AACUGAUCAAGUUCAUCAUCUGAUCGGUUUUUCCCCGUGAGCUUGAGCAAUAACCGUCCGUGACGUCAUUCCAUUUCCUCUUUGUGUGGGAAGUCGGUGAGGAGAAAAGACCUGCUGAUCAGCCAAUCAGCUGCCCGUCUGUCUCUCUGCGGGUUUAUUUUCUCCUCCUCCUCUGCUUCUCUCCAGCUUUUCUCCUCUUCCUCUUCUUCUCUCCACCGUUUCUCCUUCCUCUCCUCCUCUCCUCCUCCUCCUCCUCCUCCGCUCCGCAGCAGCGAUGCUCCCGCCGGGCCUGGCCGGCCUCGGCGCUCUGUCUGCGGACUGGCAGUAGAUCGGCAGGUCGGUGCAGGUCGCGUCUCUCCGUCAUGGUGCAGAAAUCCCGGAACGGCGGGGUGUUCCCCGGAGCGCAGGCCGACCAGAAGAAGCUGAAGGUCGGCUUUGUGGGUCUGGAGGCCGGGGGGACCGAGUCCAGCAGGGACGGAGCUCUGCUCAUAGCAGGUGGGGAGGAGGGUCCUCGGCGGCAGCGCAGCAGUGUCUCUGGAGGAAAGAAACCUCCGAAACGAAAUGCCUUCUACAGACGACUGCAGAACUUCCUGUACAACGUACUGGAGAGACCUCGAGGAUGGGCCUUCAUCUACCACGCCUAUGUGUUCCUGCUGGUGUUCUCCUGUCUGGUUCUGUCUGUGUUCUCCACCAUCAGGGAGUACGAGAAGAGUUCAGAGGAUGCUCUCUACAUUCUGGAAGUGGUGACCAUCGUGGUGUUCGGGGUGGAGUACAUGGUGAGGAUCUGGGCUGCAGGUUGCUGCUGUCGCUACCGAGGAUGGAGAGGGAGACUUAAAUUCGCCAGAAAACCUUUCUGUGUCAUUGACAUCAUGGUGUUGAUCGCGUCCAUCUCGGUGUUGGCUGCGGGGACUCAGGGGAACGUCUUUGCCACUUCAGCCAUCAGGUCGCUUCGUUUCCUUCAGAUUCUGAGGAUGAUCAGGAUGGACCGCCGGGGAGGAACCUGGAAACUGCUGGGAUCAGUCGUCUACGCUCACAGCAAGGAGUUGAUCACUGCGUGGUACAUUGGCUUCCUGUGUCUGAUUCUGGCAAGUUUCCUCGUUUAUUUGGCUGAAAAAGAAGACAAUGAACAGUUUGAGACGUACGCAGACGCCCUCUGGUGGGGACUGAUCACCUUGACAACCAUUGGCUAUGGAGACAAGUUUCCCAUCACCUGGAACGGGCGUCUUCUGGCUGCAACCUUCACUCUGAUCGGAGUUUCAUUCUUCGCUCUGCCUGCUGGGAUCCUGGGUUCUGGUUUUGCUCUGAAGGUUCAGGAGCAGCACAGGCAGAAACACUUUGAAAAGAGACGAAACCCAGCUGCUGGACUCAUACAGGCGGCCUGGAGGGUUUACGCCACAAACCUGAGCCGAACUGAUCUAACUUCAACCUGGGAUUAUUACGAGAGGACCGUCUCUGUCCCCAUGUACAGGCUGAUUCCGCCUCUCAAUCAGUUGGACUUAUUGAGGAACCUCAAGAACAAAUCAGGACUCUCAUUCAGGAAGGAGGUCCAGCCUGAACCAUCUCCCAGUCAGAAGGUCAGUCUAAAGGAGAGGGUCUUCUCGUCUCCUCGGAGCUCAGGAACCAAAGGAAAAGGUUCUCCUCAGCAUGUAGUUCCCACAGUCGGCCCCAGCGUUGCUCCUGGUGUGGGUCCUGGGGGGCUGGGGGGUGGCCAGGCCCUGCGACGGUCCCCCAGCAUGGAGCCCAGUCUGGAGGACAGUCCCAGCAAGGUUCCAAAGAGCUGGAGCUUCGGAGAACGUAGCAGAACCAGACAGGCCUUCAGGAUCCGAGGAGCUGCCUCCCGCCAAAACUCUGAAGUGCUGAUAGAGAUGCAGGAUGAAGAGUUCAGACAGAAGAGCUCCCCAGAGGCCAGCCUGCCAGGAGAAGAUAUGGCCGACGACAACAAAAGCUGCCACUGUGAGUUCGUCCCUCAGGAUCUGACCCCGGGGUUAAAGGUCACCAUCAGAGCCAUCUGUAUCAUGCGUUUCAUGGUGUCUAAGAGGAAGUUUAAGGAGAGUCUUCGUCCUUAUGAUGUCAUGGAUGUGAUUGAACAGUAUUCAGCCGGACACCUAGACAUGCUGGCCCGCAUCAAGAACCUCCAGUCAAGGGUGGAUCAGAUAGUAGGCAGAGGAACACCAAUCGCAGAUAAGGACCGUCCCAAAGCAGCCAAUGAGGAGCUUCCUGAGGACCCUAGCAUGAUGGGACGGUUGGGGAAGGUGGAGAAGCAGGUCCUGUCCAUGGAGAGAAAGUUGGACUUCCUGGUCAACAUCUACAUCCAGCGAAUGGGAAUCCCUCAGGCUGAGACCGACGCCUAUUUUGGGUCCAAGGAGCCGGACCCUGCCCCGCCCUACCACAGUCCGGUGGAUCAGCUGGAGAAGAGCCAGUCCAUUUCCAAGAUCCUGCAGGUGUUGCCUGGUGACCACGUUGAGAAGAAUCGUUUUGUGACGAAGAUGGUCCGUUCCAGCAGCUCCACCGGACACAGGAACUACAAUGCCCCCACCUGCCCGCCCUCCACCUCCUGGCAGCCAAUCAGCUCCCAGCUCCACCAGCAGGCCCCACCACCUCCCCAGCGUAGUCAAGGCAAAACUCCAAGUCCGGUGGGUGACGGGUCACUGGUUCGACUCCCACCUCCUCCGGCUGGAGAGAGGCAGGGCGGGAACCGAUCGAACCGGCACAGCACCGGAGACCGAGGUGGGGCAGAGAGACCAGAGAGGAGAGGAGAGGUCACUGGCGGGACCGAAGGAGGAGAGGAGGUGAAGCCGGACAGCGACACAUCCAUCUCCAUCCCGUCUGUAGACCAUGAGGAGCUGGAGCGCUCCUUCAGUGGCUUCUCCAUCUCCCAGUCCAGAGAAAACCUGGACUUCCUCAACAACGACUUCUACUCCUCCUCCGCCGACCUGGGAGACCACCGAGGAGGAGGACGAGGAGGAGGAGGCGGCACCUCCCGCUGCGCCAACGUCCGGCCCUACAUUGCAGAGGGGGAGUCGGACUCUGACUCGGAGCUCUGUGCCCCCUCGCCACACUCGGACCAGGCCUGGACCGGAACAAAGUAAGCUGAAGGUAAACUGGAACAGAACCAGCAGAACAGUUAAAAUAAUAAUUAGAAUGUGAAUGAAAACCAUGAAACUGUGAAAAAGGUCUUUAAACACCAGCUGGAGCUACAGAGUGAAGCAUCAUGGGAACUGUGAAAGGCGCAAAGCACUGGGUGUCACGGUGGUUUUUACCUGACCAGCAAAUGUUUGUUCUCACUGUCACUGAUUGGAUCACUACUGGGACAUGCUCACACCUGAUUGGUUCAUGGCUGGGAGACACUCACACCUGAUUGGUUCAUGGCUGGGAGACACUCACACCUGAUUGGUUCAUGGCUGGGAGACACUCACACCUGAUUGGGUCACUGCUGGGAGACACUCACACCUGAUUGGUUCAUGGCUGGGAGACACUCACACCUGAUUGGUUCAUGGCUGGGAGACACUCACACCUGAUUGGGUCACUGCUGGGAGACACUCGCACCUGAUUGGUUGCUUGUUUCCACGUUUAAGACAUUUGUAAACACUAUUAUCAGCGUCACAUAACCACAACUCACGAUUGCAUAUAAUCAUCACAUUUUAAAAUCUUGACACAAAGCAUCAUGGGAACAUGCAUGACAGGCUGACGUAUCACCAUGCCAACACACUGUUGUUUGUUUGAUGUCUCUAUUUCCUCUCCAGAGCUCAAACCCAAAAUCAUCCUGAGCUUUCAGCUGAAACCUGAACUUCUCUGCAGGGAGCUGUUGAACUGGCUCGAAGGUAAUGAAGGGAAAGCACUGUUUCUGCCCUCUCUACCUGAGAGCUAGAAUACACAAAUUUCAAUCUGCGUUCUGCCUUUAGAUAUUCUUCAGGUGAAAACAGACACAAACAAACUGUUUUUCCAGCUUCUUAGUUACUUGAAUUUAUUUAGAUUUAUUAUUGUUGAUAGUGAUUAAAUAUACUGUCAAUAUUAACAUUUAUUGAACAUUUACACUUGAUUCAAAAGUCACACCAAAUCACAUGAAUUCCACUAGCCAAAGCUGAAAUGGUAGUUACUGCCACCCUGCUAAGCUACUUAGCUUUCAACUGAACUAGCUGAAACAUUUUCAGCUGUCAUCUUUCCCUCUGUUUGUGCUGCCGGGAGAAUAUGGAUCUGUUUAUGCCCUCUCAAGUCUCUAAAAGUGUCUGCACGUUGUUCUCUCUGAACACUUUAAACACAGAGUUUAAUUUGCUGCUUUUACUGUAAUAAUCCUUAUAUAUGGCAGAUGGUCUUAUUUCAGAUUAUUUGUAUUGUUCAUGACAUGAAAGUGCUUUGUUGAAAUUACUGCGCAUGGUCAGUAUAGAUUUACAAUGAUACUGAAAUAGAUAGAAAUGAGUAUUGAAUCACCUUGAAGGACUUCGUCUGACGUGAGGCGUCCAUGUUUGGGUGUUUCAUGGAAACACAUGACGUGAACACAGCAUUUUUACAUCACAAUCAAGUUGCCAUAGAAACAUGAGUAUGUACAGUAUGAUGUAUUCAUCACCAACUGUUAAUUAUAAUAUAAUUAAUAUUCAUUCAUAAAUCCAAAGAGUUGAUUAAAUAAAACAGAGACAGGAAUGUACAAGACUUCUUUGUUGACAGACAGAAGCAGAUCCGUCCAGCAGAGGACAGUCAGGAGGAUCACCAAAAUAAGUCUCUUUACUCCCUGCCCUGCCUUUCCCUUCCCUGCCACACCCUGACCCGCCCUGCCCUUCCCUGCCCUUCCCUGCCGCGCUCUCCCCCACCCUAACCUGUCCUACCCUGCUCCGCCCUGCCCUGCCCUGCCCUGCCCUGCCCUGCCUUUCCCUUCCCUGCCGCGCCCUGCCCUGCCGCGCCCUGACCCGCCCUGCCCUUCCCUGCCGCGCUCUCCCCCACCCUAACCUGUCCUACCCUGCUCCGCCCUGCCCUGCCCUGCCUUUCCCUUCCCUGCCGCGCCCUGCCCUGCCUUUCCCUUCCUUGCCGCGCCCUGACCCGCCCUGCCCUUCCCUGCCGCGCUCUCCCCCACUCUAACCUGCCCUGCCCUGCCCCACCCUAACCUUUCACGCCCUGACCUGCCGUGCCCCUGCCCUUAACCCUGAUAACAUUUCACUUCACAGUUCAGAUAAAAAUCAAGUUGUAUUUAAAUCAAUGUACUUAAAAUGUGUUUUGGAGAGAAAUUGGUACAAAUAAAUCUUAAAUCUUGUUUCUGCAGCUCAGACUGUAACACACAAACUGUAUCUUUGUAAACAAUGUUACCUGUUUGAUUGUAUUUCAAUAUUUAUUAAAAACCUUUAACCACAAUAA